Mesoplodon densirostris (Blainville's beaked whale) is the source of this 2208-nucleotide messenger RNA. It is a transcript of the gene SGPL1, whose product is annotated as sphingosine-1-phosphate lyase 1. Bases 241 to 1947 code for a protein of 568 amino acids. Gene Ontology annotation, cellular component: endoplasmic reticulum. The record is from RefSeq and is a predicted model, not a curated record. Gene Ontology annotation, biological process: carboxylic acid metabolic process; sphingolipid catabolic process. The transcript is spliced from 15 exons. NCBI's taxonomy places the organism in Eukaryota, Metazoa, Chordata, Mammalia, Artiodactyla, Ziphiidae. Gene Ontology annotation, molecular function: pyridoxal phosphate binding; sphinganine-1-phosphate aldolase activity.
CGGCCGGAUCUCUAAUCUCGGCAGCGGCGGCGGCAGCUGCAGCAGGAGACGCCGCCUAGGGAGCUUGCGCCCAGCGGCCCGCGAGUCGGUCUCGCGGUGAAGAGGAGCAGGGCCGGCGAGACAGUGUCCGAGGGAAGGAGCGCAGAAGCUGACUCCCGGCUAAGGAGGUGGACGGGGCCGCCGCGGACCCGGAGGAAGGAGGAGGAGGGGAGGCACUCGAAGGACGCCUGGAAGAGGAAGAUGCCGAGUACGGACGUUCUGAUGUUGAAGGCCUUUGAGCCCUACUUCGAGAUUUUGGAAGUGUAUUCCACAAAGGCCAAGAAUUAUGUAAACGGGCAUUGCACCAGGUAUGAGCCCUGGCAGCUAAUUGCAUGGAGUGUCGUGUGGACUCUGCUGAUAGUCUGGGUGUACGAGUUUGUCUUCCAGCCAGAGAGUUUAUGGUCAAGGUUUAAAAAGAGAUGUUUUAAGCUUAUCCGGAAGAUGCCUAUUAUUGGUCGUAAGAUCCAAGAUAAGUUGAACAAGACCAAGGAAGAUAUUAGCAAGAAUAUGUCAUUCCUGAAAGUGGACAAAGAUUACGUGAAAGCCCUGCCCUCUCAAGGAAUGAGCCCGGCUGCAGUUCUGGAGAAGCUCAAAGAAUACAGCUCUAUGGAUGUCUUGUGGCAAGAAGGGAAGGCCUCCGGAGCGGUGUACAGUGGGGAGAAGGAGCUCACUGAACUCCUUGUGAAGGCUUAUGGAGAUUUUGCAUGGAGUAAUCCGCUGCAUCCAGAUAUCUUCCCAGGACUACGUAAAAUAGAAGCAGAGAUUGUGAGAAUGGCUUGUUCCCUGUUCAGUGGGGGACCAGAUUCCUGUGGAUGUGUGACCUCCGGGGGGACAGAAAGUAUUCUGAUGGCCUGUAAAGCUUAUCGGGAACUGGCCUUCGAGAAUGGGAUCAAAACUCCAGAAAUUGUAGCCCCCCAGAGUGCCCAUGCUGCAUUUGACAAAGCAGCCAACUAUUUUGGGAUGAAGAUUAAACGGGUUCCACUGAACAAAGUGAUGGAGGUGGAUGUUCAGGCAAUGCGAAGAGCCAUCUCCAGGAACACUGCCAUGCUCGUCUGUUCUGCCCCCCAGUUUCCUCAUGGUGUGAUAGAUCCUGUCCCUGAUGUGGCCAAGCUGGCUGUCAAAUACAAAAUACCUCUUCAUGUGGACGCUUGUCUGGGGGGCUUCCUCAUCGUCUUUAUGGAGAAAGCUGGAUACCCACUGGAGCAGCCAUUUGAUUUCCGGGUGAAAGGUGUGACCAGCAUUUCAGCUGAUACUCAUAAGUAUGGCUACGCUCCCAAGGGCUCUUCAGUGGUGUUAUACUCUGACAAGAAGUACAGGCACUAUCAGUUCUUCGUUGACACAGAUUGGCAGGGCGGCAUCUACGCUUCCCCAACCAUUGCGGGCUCACGGCCUGGUGGCAUCAGUGCAGCCUGUUGGGCCGCCCUGAUGUACUUCGGUGAGAGCGGCUACGUUGAAGCUACCAAGCAGAUCAUCAAAACCACUCGCUUCCUCAAGUCAGAACUGGAAAAUAUCAAAGGCAUCUUUGUUUUGGGGAAUCCUCAAUUGUCAGUCAUUGCUCUGGGCUCCCAUGAUUUUGACAUCUACCGACUAUUCAACCUCAUGAAUGCCAAGGGCUGGAGCUUGAACCAGUUGCAGUUCCCACCCAGCAUUCAUUUCUGCAUCACGUUGGUACACACCCGUAAGCGAGUAGCGAUACAGUUCCUAAAGGACAUCCGGGAAUCCGUCACUCAAAUCAUGAAGAAUCCGAAAGCAAAGACCACAGGAAUGGGUGCGAUCUACGGCAUGGCCCAGGCUACAGUCGACAGGAACCUGGUGGCAGAAUUGUCCUCCGUCUUCUUGGACAGCCUUUUCAGCACAGACACUGUAACUCAGGGCAGCCAGAUGAAUGGUUCUCCAAAACCCCGCUGAGCGGGGAUCCUCCGUGGCCCCGAGGUGCAUCUGGCCUUCAGAAGGUUCUCGGGGUGUGGGACAGGCCACUGGUUUCAGCAUCUGGUCUUCGCUCCACAGAGCACAACGAAGCAGACCGUGAGACAGCCUGGUCCUCAGGGUUCUUGUUUCCGUCCUGUUGUGGUUUUUAAUGUGAAGACUCGAAAGGAUUCCAUGACGUAAUUGUUUUGCCCUUGUUCUAAAUGUUACCCUGGAAACUGUUUUAAACAUUUCCUUCUCUAA